Messenger RNA from Oncorhynchus tshawytscha (Chinook salmon), 3783 nucleotides. RefSeq lists its product as uncharacterized. Gene Ontology annotation, molecular function: guanyl-nucleotide exchange factor activity. NCBI's taxonomy places the organism in Eukaryota, Metazoa, Chordata, Actinopteri, Salmoniformes, Salmonidae. The transcript has 15 exons. The record is from RefSeq and is a predicted model, not a curated record. Bases 314 to 2518 code for a protein of 734 amino acids.
GCCAAUCAGAUCCAGGCUCGACUCGUCCACGCCCAAGAGUGCACUCGAUUUAAGGCUCGGAGUAGCCCGGCCGGUCAAAACAACUCAUUCAUAUGAUUUAACGCAGGCUGCUCGUCUUGCGUGGACGCACCCAGGUAGAUACGAACUGUAUCAGGUAUCCGUCGGUGCAUCCCUUGCACAAAUGCACCUGCUUUCAAAGGUUCAGGGCGCCGCCACGAGUGCAGUGUCAAUGAAUGAAAUGUCAGUUUUUGCUCAAAUAAGUGGAUUUGGAUGGAGAAAAUUUCACUUGAUGAGAUAUUUCUUGAUGAUCUGAAUGGCGGUGGCAAAUAACGAGGUUAUGAAGCCUCAGGAGGGAGAGCUAGUCAGUGAGAUCUCCAAGGCUGUGGAAAUACUUUUCCUUUCUGAGGACAGUGGUCACCUACACACCCAGCUCCAGGGCCUGGUGUCAGAGCUGAAGGUGGGCUUCUCCAGUGCUCUGUAUGAGCUGAGUCAGAUCCAGCAUGGAGACAGUGAUAUCAGGGAGGAGGUGGGAGAAGCCCGGAGGAGCUGUGAGAGAAAGGCCCUGCGCAUGGAGACCCUGGUUGAAUCUCUCAGGGAUGAACUGGGAGAGAUGCGUUGCCAGAUCCUGCAACUCUGUGGUAGCAACAGGCAGAGGUCUCCUAUACAGCAGGAGGUAAAGGUGACACAAUCCGCUCUGGCAACCCAGAGAGACAGCGAUACAGGUCUUGUGGUGAAUGGGAGGAGCCACUGUGAGUGCAGUGCCAGCAGCAGCACAUCCUCCUCUUCGAACCGGGGCAGAGUCCUGCUCCACUGCUACCUACAGGGGCUCAAGGCAGGGAUGUAUGAGGGGACAGAUGCAAGGCACCAAGUGACGAUGCAGCUUCUCCACUCGGAAUGGGAAUACGUGUCGACCUUAAACCAGCUCUACGACAAGUACAGAACACCUCCUGCUCUGCAGAUGGACCUGGAGCCAUAUCAGAAUUACCUGAAGUUUGUGGAGGAGUUGCUGCAGCGCCACCUUCUGUUCAGAAACACUCUGGAGCAGAGGUUGUCUGCUCACGACUGGAAAGGCCUUGUGGGAGACAUCUUUGUCCAACUCGUAGGCCACAAUGAUUCAUCUUUCUUGGACAUAUACCACGGAUACACGGCAGCGCUGGCCACGUUUCUUUCUAUAGAAUUCAACAGAAUAAUGCUCAAUGGGACAAUACAAAGCACACAGAGCUAUACGAAGGAAAGAGAGGAGGUUCAACUGUUCUCUCUGCUGUUGGCGCCAGUGUCUCGAAUCCACAGCUACCUAACCCUCAUUCAGAGUCUGUUGCAGUGGACUGACAGCGAUCACCCAGACUGCAGCCUCCUCCAGGGGUCAGAGAGGGUCCUGAGGAACAUCCUUUCCCGCUGUCACCUCAUCCUGGAGGACGAUGUUCGAUGGGGAGACGGAGGAAGAAUGGCCGGGCCCAGUGGCAGCUGCUCUGCCUGCCCCUGUGCCAAGUCGUGCGAUCACAGAAGCCAGCUCUGCCCUGCCACGGACACACAGAAACACAGACAGGAGUCUGCUGGGAAACGAGAGGAACAACAGCCACGUCUAUCUAACUGUGCCGCCGGCUGCCAGAGCAUGCCUGUUGCCCGUUGGUCUACUGGUACUGUACGGAAGAAGAGCUGUUACAGAGACAGGACAGGGGGGACCUUCCAGUCUCAUCUCCAUGACUCCUGCGGCCUGGCCGGACUGGUCUACGGUGGGGACAUCAGCGCCUUCCUCCAUACGGCACCCCCUGGGUGGGGGGACAGCGACUCUGGACAGGAGUCUCCUAGCCAGGCUACGGGGGUUAAGGUACACGGACACGGCCCUCAGACCCCUGGUCCUCACAUGGUCCAGAGAAGCACUGAUGACUGUGACACGGAGGAGGACGUUGGGGACACCUCCGUGUUCGACUACUCCUCCGUCACCACCUGUAGCCCAGACGGGACCCUGAGGAGGGAGGGGGAAGCGAGUAAUACCGAGGAGGAGGACGAGGAAGAGGACACAGACAGUCAGGUGCCUGUUCUGUUGAAGCCCUCGUACACACAGCAGCAGCAGUUGCUGAGGGAUUCGCCCAGAGAACGGACGGUAUGUCUGAGGUGGCAGAUACCCAGGCUGCCGUACCCUUCUUCUCGAAGUCCUCGACACCAGGCAGGACCAGCGGGCCUGGAGGGACAGGGACAGACAUCAGGGCCAGCAGGACCCUAUGGGAACAGAGUCAUCAACAUCACUAAGGGACCACCUCCUCUCAUCCCCACCAGUGUCUUCAGACCCAUCUGGGAUGAACCACCAAAACAGGAAGAUGCAGCACCCGUUAAGGAAAAUACACCACAAGGCUUCAGACCGGUUCAAGCCACUGAGAGGCAGACAUUUCCUAACUUCAAAAAGCUAAGGUUCGAAACCCAGCCGAGAGUUGGCCACGUCAAGGCAGGAGCCAUGGGGGGUGUUGCAGUGUGGGAUGAGAGUGAGGAGGACAGUGAGGGGCCCUGCAGCACCGUAUGAGAGAGGGAGACUGUGAGACCAACUUAGAAGUUUUCAGCACUAUUUGAGAGAUCAACCGACCAAGACUACAGCCCUGUGUGAGAGGGAUUCAUCUAAGAGACCAGCCCAACAGUCUGCAGCACUGUGUGAGAGAGGGAUUCAUCUAAGAGACCAGCCCAACAGUCUACAGCACUGUGUGAGAGAGGGAUUCAUCUAAGAGACCAGCCCAACAGUCUGCAGCACUGUGUGAGAGAGGGAUUCAUCUAAGAGACCAGCCCAACAGUCUGCAGCGCCGUGUGAGAUAGACCAUCUGAAAGACUGUCUGACAGACUAACCCAGAGGUCUACAGCACUGUGGGACACCAAACGAGCAAUCAGAACAGCAACCAAAUCUCUUGCAUGCUGGCUACUUAAUUAGCAUUUAUGGUCUGUCACGAGACCAACCCAGAGGACUAACAGCACUGUGUGAGAGAGACCAUCAUUUGAGAGACCAACCCAUGAGGUCUGCAGUACUGCGUGAGAGAGAGAAAGAGAGAGAAAAAUAGAUACUGUACUGCGUGAGCGAGAGACUUUGUACUGCAUGUGUGAGAGAUAAUUUGUACUGUGUGUGUGAGAGAUAAUUUGUACUGUGUGUGUGAGAGAUAAUUUGUACUGUGUGUGUGAGAGAUAAUUUGUACGGUGUGUGUGAGAGAUAAUUUGUACUGUCUGUGUGUCAGAUAAUUGGUACUGUGUGUGUGUGAGAGAGAGAGAUAAUCCUGAUCACAGACGGUCUGAGGUCUGCAACAAAAAAAACAAUAACAAUGGUGGUGGGGUGGCCAGUGACGUCGUUUCCCCCCAACUGCAGAUUCCAUCUUUAAGGUCUUCACUGCAGCAUCAUCUGAAAGAUUGACCAGCCUGCAUGACUUAGCAUUACACACAAGACAUCCCUGUAACAGCCCAGUGCCCCUAAAGAGAAUAAAGUGGAUACGAAACAUCCUGAAACAAGAAGAAACGAUUUGGACUCAUUCCAGAUCAGUCGCUCUGACCAAAACAGAGGUCCUGAAAAAAAAGACAUUCAGGAGAAAUGAGAAGAAGUGUGUCCCAAAUGGCACCCAAUUCUCUGUUUACAAGAAACUGUAAUUUUCAGGUAACUGUAAUUUUCAGGUAACUGUAAUUUUCAGGUAACUGUAAUUUUCAGGUAACUGUAAUUUUCAGGUAAUUGUAAUUUUCAGGUAAUUGUAAUAACACAUUCUAACGUCACAUUUUAUCACAUAGUUGAAUAAAGUUCAGCGUUAUGGAGGAUUUCCA